CCGCCCAAAAACCAGCACUUGCAGCAACGCCGGCCGCACGGCAGAACAUGGUUUGGCAAUGCGUCGUCGCGAUCGAUAAGACUCGUCAUCCUGGGCUUUCAGACACACGACACCACGGCAGUUGACCGUUAACGCCUUCCCACGGAGAGGCGCGAAAAUGGAGCAGCCGGGCCUGGCCAAUGUUCCCGUCGAAACACACCUCCUCUUGGGUUGCUGCCGCGAGGCGGACCAGGCUGAGGUUGCCGCUCGGGGUCUUGAUCAGCUGCGAGCAGCACUCUCGGAAUCAUUUCACAGCCAUCUCAUAGCCCUGGCCGAGGAAAUCCGGGGCUCCAGCAGACUCCUCCGCGAUAUUGCCGAUCGCUCCCAGAUGCACAUCACGCGGGUUCCUUUCAUGACCAACUACCUGAACGUUAUAUUGCCUUGCAUAUCCCGAACUCUGAAGGACAUCAUAGCCCACUACGAGGAUAAAACUCUGUCCAGGGAGAUAAGAUGGCGCAAGAUGUACAACAAAAUGACAGAGGAAGCGGCGGGCCUCCCGUUGCCACAACGCUUUGUUCUCUACAAUCACUUUCUGUCGCUGCUAAAGCAGCUGCUUGUUAGGUCUCCGAGCUUUGACCUCAAUACGCUUGAGACGCUCCGCACACGGAUUAUCACACUACGCGAGCAAAGGGGAAUAGACCUCACAGCUCCACCCACACCACAGACAGGCACUCUUGUCCGCCAGAACCUUGUGCCCGUGGCAGUUACACAAGACCGCCAUUCACAUUGGGCGGAACAGAUCUUUUCUCUCCCCCUCCCAUCGCGGACGGCAUUGAAACACCUAAGACCGUGUAAAUCUUACGGCCCAUUUUAUCCAUUGGGCCACCUAACCAUACCGCAAGACUCAACGGUUCUGUUCAGGCGGCCUUUCGACAAUGACACGAUAUCCAUCGUCGUCUUCUUGAGCUCCGUUGACCAAUGCCCAUACUUUCUGAUGAGGACCGUGCAGGACAACACUCCGUGGUACUCCAUGUUUGGUGCCCAUGAGCUCUGCAUCGAGCGCGAAGGGAGUGCAUUACAGCUGAAGAGGUGGAGCCGAUCGGAGCAAUGCAGCAAACUCUGGGUGGCACUGCAUUUCCUGACGUGGGAAGAGAUGAUACUGUUCUACUGUGCCUUUGUCGCCCUCAAGGCUCGCAACCUAUUGACCGUUCAAAUCCACCCAAAUGAGUUCCAGCUGCGCCGAGAGAAGCGGCUAUUCCAAGCCCAAAUCAUCGACGACGGCUUCAAACACUCAUUGAUUGUUUACGAAGACAUGCAAUCCCGGGGUUUGCGACUGCACGCCGCAGUCUGGGAAGGCGAGCUCAGGCAGUGCCCUGUGUGGACCGCAUUCGUCACGCACCAGUCCCGAUCCCCAACAUGGCUCAGCCGCCGCUCUCGGCACAGAAUCUGGCUCAAAGACAUCCAGCUUUACGUGUUUUGCAAUACAUAUCGGCAGGAGCAUAUGCGCCAAAACAAGUCUGGGGCAUUCGAGAUACAUUUUGAUCGAGAAGAAGCGGCAAAACGAUUCAAGGAGCUUUUCUCGGUCAGGCCCGCCGUUUCAGAAACGUCUGAGAAUGAACCCGUCGCCGAACCUUCGGCGUAGACACACUCCCCCUCCCUCCCUUCCCUCCCGGCCCUGCGGCAGCUCAUACCAUGCCCGAGAAGUAUACACCGUCAAUAUCGGCGCCAGAGGAGCUCUCCGAAAAGUAGUCUCUGGCGAACACUCGCUGGCCCGCCCCAUUUUCAUCACCGAGCCUCAAUUAUGAGCUGUAAUGAGUUGUCUACUGAAGUGCCAUAGAUUGUAAACAAAGGUCAGCUCGCUGUUUACUCUCAAGGAAUACUGUGC
Chaetomium fimeti is the source of this 1864-nucleotide messenger RNA. RefSeq lists its product as uncharacterized. The record is from RefSeq and is a predicted model, not a curated record. The coding region runs from base 158 to 1621 and encodes 487 amino acids. The transcript is spliced from 10 exons. NCBI's taxonomy places the organism in Eukaryota, Fungi, Ascomycota, Sordariomycetes, Sordariales, Chaetomiaceae.